CCGGCGGCGGGGGAGGAGCGGAGCGGAGCGGAGCGGAGCAGAGCCACACCGUGCGGCCGCUCGCCGCCGGCCGCGCAGACUCUGCGAGGAGGCGACCACCGGAGCGGACCGCGGGGCGCGCCGGGCGGGGCCGCCCCCGGACCUCUCCCCCGCCCCCGGACCUCUCUCGCCGCCCCGCGGCAUGGUCGCGCCCGCCCCGCCUCGCCCCUACUGCCCGCCGGGGCCAGCGGGAAGAUGGAUGGGCACGUCCUGGGCUGGAUCGUCCUCCUGUGGCUCACAGCUGAGGUGGAAGGGUUGCAAGUCACCGUGCCUGAGAAGAAGAAGGUGGCAAUGUUGUUUCAGCCUGCUCUGCUUCGCUGCCAUUUCUCUACUUCUUCCACCCAGCCAGCUGUGGUGCAGUGGAGGUUUAAGUCUUACUGCCAAGACCGGAUGGGAGAAGCUUUGGGUAUGGUGACUUCUGGUUUACAAACAAUGAGCAAGAGAAACCUGGACUGGGAUCCCUACUUGGACUGCGUGGACAGCAGGAGGACAGUCCGUGUCGUGGCUUCCAAACAAGGAUCAGCCAUCACCAUAGGGGACUUCUAUAAGGAAAGGGAUAUCAGCAUUGUCCACGAUGCAGAUCUUCAGAUUGGGAAGUUGAUGUGGGGAGACAGUGGGCUCUAUUACUGCCUUAUUAUCACACCAGAUGAUGUGGAGGGCAAGAAUGAAGAAUCGGUGGAGCUGCUUGUGCUUGGCAGGACAGGGCUGCUUGCUGAUCUCUUGCCCAGUUUUGCUGUGGAGAUUAUGCCAGAGUGGGUCUUUGUGGGCCUGGUGAUCCUGGGGGUGUUCCUGUUCUUCCUCCUGGUGGGGAUCUGCUGGUGCCAGUGCUGCCCACACAGCUGCUGCUGUUACGUCCGCUGUCCCUGCUGCCCUGAGUCGUGCUGCUGUCCCCGGGCAUUGUAUAUAGCAGGCAAAGCAGCAAAAGCUGGGUACCCUCCUGCAGUCUCUGCCAUGCCAGGUGCAUACUACAUCCCCAGCGUUCCUGUAGCUGGCGUCCCCUCUCCUGCUGUGCUGAUGGAUAAGUCGCACCCAGCUCCCUUAGCCCCGAGUGAAGCCAGUGGAGGAAGCCAAAAUGCAGUGCGCAAAGGGUACAGGAUCCAGACUGACAAGGAGAGGGACUCCAUGAAGGUGCUGUACUAUGUGGAGAAGGAGCUGGCUCAGUUUGACCCGUCUAGGAGGAUGCGAGAACGAUAUAACAACACCAUCUCUGAACUCAGCUCUCUGCAUGAGGAGGACUUGAAUUUCCGGCAGCCCUACCGCCAGGCGCGAAGGAAACCUUUGCCUCCCGCGGAAGACCUGGACGGCGACGCCGAGUACUGGGCCGGGGUGAUGGGCGGGGGCGGCACAGCGAGGUCACAGGCGGUCUCCGACUACAGGGAUGAGCGGGACAGCUUCCGGCACAGCCAGGAGCGGUCCAAGUCGGAGAUGCUGUCCCGCAAGAGCUUCUCGGUGGGAGUGCCGGCCGUCUCCAUGGACGAGCUGGCAGCCUUCGCAGAGUCCUACAGCCAGCGGCUGCGCCGGGCCGACAGCCAGGAAACUCGGCGCUUCGAGCGGUCCGAGUCGCACGGCGGCCGCAGCGGAGGGCUGCCCCACCAGGACAGCUCCAUAGAGGAGUACUACACCAAGCGCAGCAGAGGCAACCGAGAGCUGCUGACGGACUCAGAGCGCGGCUGGUCGUACAGCCCGCCCCGGAGACGGGCCCAUGAGGAGAAGCACCUGCCCAGGCUGGUGAGCCGGACUCCCGGAGGCAGCCAGAAGUACGAUCACUCCUACCUCAGCAGCGUCUUGGAGAGGAAGUCCCGGAGCUACGAUGAGAGCAGUGACCAUUGUGAAACGCCCUCGAAGCUGAGCUCACAGCCCAGCCAGCGAGGAGGGGGGACAUACUAUGCCUGGUCACCACCCUCUACCUACAAAGCCGAGAAGUCGCAGCAGCAGUCACAGAAGCCACCAGCAGCGCCUCAGCAGGAGGAAGAGGAGGAUACCCUGCCCCCGUACAGUGAGAGGGAGCUGAGCCGAGGCCCUUCCUACAGGUCCAGGGAGCAGGCCUACCUCAAUGCCUCCGAGAAGAAGAGGAAAAAGGACCCCAAGAAAGCAAAUGAUUUCCCAACAAGGAUGUCCCUUGUGGUCUGAAGUUCCUGUGGACAUGUCAUGCUGAUGGGCUGGACACCAUGAGGUGACUACGGCAGAAAAGAUAGAGAGCAACGAGCAAGACAAGCCUCUGUGAACCUUCACAGCUAUCAGCCAUGCACUGUUUUGAUUGUUUGCUUCAUCGGGGGAGCAGAGGCUCUGAUAAGAGAUGGACUCCCAUGAACAGCAUUUGGUCUCAGAGGCUCUGGGACUCUGCCAGGAAAAUGAGGCCAGGGCUGUCUUUGGCACCUUGUUUUCCAGUGCCCUCCAUUCUGCACUGGAAGGUAGCCACGUUCCUGCUGUCCCUGCAGCCCUGGACUACAAGCAAGGCUGCCUUUGUGCCUCUUGCCCUGUCCCAUCUGCAGAGGCCAAUAUACUCUCUCUCUGUUCUCUAUUUGGAUCAGAAUUGUCUUCAUACUUAGAGCCUUGUCUGUAUCAUCCCCAUGCUGGGAGGAGGCCUUGUUCUUACAGCUGCAGACUGCCUCCAGCUGAUUGGGCCUUAAAUUGUGAAGGAAAAUCUCCAUCCUUACAGGCACUAUCACAGAGGACUGAUGAGGCGUUACUUCGGCAAGGGCUGAACAGAGAGAAACAAUGACAAGCUGGUUUGUUCAGUAUAUUUAGUUCUGUUCAUAGUGUGAUGAGAGUUGCAGGUGAGGUUGAUGUAUUGUUUUGAAAGUGGACCAAAGUAGCUUUAUUGUAACGAGAGCAUGAUGUGUUUUCCCCAUCCCAACUGUGAAUUGUUUUCAUACAGUUGGAUUUCCAUGCAGCUGAGCUAUGACCCUGUAGAGUUUCAAGCUACAAUAUCUACUCCAUCAUUUCAUAAGCAGUGCUCUAGCCUUGCUGGUGCUCUGCUUCCAGCACUACCAGACAUCUCUGCAUAGUGAGUGGCCUUUUUGUUUUAAAGAAGCAAAAAAAGGAAAGUCUUACUCUGGCAGUCUGGGGAGCUGUCUGGCUGCAGGUGCUCACUCUAGCAAUACUGUUUUGAACACAACAGGUGUUAACAUCGCUGCAGUUCUCCAGGAAAAUGGUGAUUCAUUUCUGUAUCACUCCUUUGCCAGAUCACCAGCAGUAGUCAGAGGAGAAGAAUAAUGUCCCUAGAUUUCAUGGCAGUGCAGUUUUCAUGCUAGAAGGUGAAUUUGGUGAAACCAUACCUUAUUUCUCCUCCCAUGCUCCUCCAGCAGUGACUAGUUGUGGAAAUCCCAGUCCUGGGUCUUCUGACCAGAGAAGAGUUAGCCUGCAAGGGCAUACAAUCAUGGACUCAGAACAAUCUGUGCAGGAGGGGAACUUUAAAUGUUUAGCUCCAACACUGAACAUCUUGUGCCAGAUUAGGUUGCUCAAAGCCCCAGCCAGCUUGACCUUGAACACUCUCAGGAAUCAGACAUCCACAACUUUUCUGGGCAGCCUGUGCCAGUGUCUCAUCACCCUUGUAGUAAAUAACUUCUUCCUUACAUUUAAUCUUUUCCAGUUUAAAGCCAUUACUCCUUGUCCUAUCACAACAGGCCUUGCUAAAAAGAUUGUCACCAUCUUUAUUAUAGGCUGCCUCUAAGUACUGGAAGACUGCUGUAAGUUCUCCCUGAAGCUUUCUUCAGGCUGAGCACCCCCAACUUUCUCAGCCUUUCCUAACAGGGAAGGUGCUUGAGAUUGCUGGUCAUCUUCGUGUCCCUCCUCUGCACCUGCUUGGUCUUAGUGCUGGGGCUCCAGAGCUGGACACAGUACUCCCAGUGGGGUCUCACGACAGCAGAGUAAAGGGAAAGCAUUGCCCCUCUCAGCCUGCUGGUUGUGCUGCUGAUGCGGCCCAGGGUACGGCUGGCCUUCUGGGGUGCAAGUGCACAUUACUGACUCAGGUCUAAUUUUCAUCUGUCACUAUUCUCAAGUCCUCCUUCAGAGGGCUGCUCUCCAUCUUUUAAUCUCCCAGCCUAUAUUGAUACAGGGUUUGCCUUGACUCAGGUGCAGGAUCUUGCACUUGGCUUUGUUGAACUUCAUGAGGUUCAUACAAGCCCACUCCUCAGGCCUAUCAGCAUCUCUUUGGGUGGCAUUCUGUCCCUCCAGUCGAUGAACUGCAUCAUUCAGCUUGGUGUCACCCACCAAUUUGCUGAGGGUACACCUGGUCCCCCUCUGUCAAUAAAGAUUGAACAGUAUUAGCCUUAAUACAGACCCUUGAGGGACAUCACUUCUCUAUUUGGACACUGAGCCAUUGAUUGCAACUCUGGAUGCAGCCAUCCAGUCAGUUUCUUCUCCAUCAGAUAGUCCAUCCCUCAAACCCUUAGCAUGGAAUCAUAGAAUGAACCAGGUUGGAUGAGACGUCCAAGCUCAGCCAGUCCAAUCUAGCACCCAGCCCUAGACAAUCAACCAGACCAUGGCACUAAGUGCCCCAGCCAGGCUUGGCUUCAACACCUCCAGACACAGCGACUCCACCACCUCCCUGGGCAGCCCAUUCCAAUGCCAAUCACUCUCUCUGCCAACAAUUUCCUCCUAACAUCCAGCCUAGACCUCCCCUGGCACAACUUGAGACUCGUGUCCCCUUGUUCUGUUGCUGCUUGCCUGGCAGCAGAGCCCAACCCCACCUGGCUGCAGCCUCCUGUGGUGGUUUGGCUUCCCUUCAGGUAGUUGUAGCCAUCAGUGAGGUCUGCCCUGAGCCUCCUCUUCUGCAGGCUGCACACCCCGAGCUCCCUCAGCCUCUCCUCACAGGGCUGUGCUCCAGGCCCCUCACCAGCUUAUCUCCAGUUUAUGGGCACAGAUGUGGUGUGGAACUGUCAAAGGGCUUGCAAAAUUCAAGGUGAGAUGACAUCAGUUUCUCUUCCCCAUAUCCACCAAUGCAGUCACUCCAUCAUAGAAGCCCUCCAGAUAGUCAGGCAUGAUUUGCUUUUUGUGAAGCUAUGUUGGCUGUCUCUAAUCACCUCCCUGCCAUCCAUAUGCUUUGGCAUAGCUUCCAGAAGGAUGUCUUCUGUGCUCAUAACUGGGCACAGAGGUGAAGCUGACUGGUCAGUGGUUCCCAGGGUCCUCUUUUUCACCCUUUAAAAAAAAAGGGUGUAGUUCCUUUUAUUCCAGUUCCUUCCUGACCCCCUUGGGAGAGCAGCUGCAUUUGCCAGCUGCAUGCCAACUACAGGUAUUAUGUCUGCAGAGACUACAUUUCAAGUGGUUUUAAUUGUGCUUUUUGUCUUUAAUACACAUUGCUAGGAAAAUCACAGCACACGUAGCAAGAGGCAGGCAGGUGAUCUCUGGAUCUCACAGGACAUCCCUGUGGCCUUGAGAAGCCUACAGAGGUACACUGCAUGCUAGUGUAGAUUAAAGACUUCAUCCCUGACAUAUGACGAUACUAGCAGCAAAGAAAUGUGGAUGUUUUGGCAGUCUGAAAACCUUGGGAAUCUCUGUGCCAUGGAUUUCAAGGAAGUUUGGCUUUGCAUCUUCUCCAUUAGGCAUCCAGCAGACUCAGGAAACGUUUUGCAUAGAAAUGUGACACCGCAGUGACUGUGUUGGGAAGGAGCCAAACUGGUGAUCUGACAGCCUCUGAAGACCAGUACCGUGUGGAUCACAAUGAGAGCCAGUGUCACAACCUCCUCCUCACUGCAGUUACAUCUGCCCCCUUUUCGGUCACUGCAGGCUGUUUGGUCAAGGCCUCAGGAAUGAGUUGUGUGCAUCAGAAAUACAAACCUUCCCCUCACUUGUGGGCAUCAGUUUUGUUUGCUUGAAGCUGGCUGUUUGGAGCAUUUGUGCACCAAGUGUAAGAAGUUGCCUUUGAUGUAUCUCGCUUAUAAAUAGGCAGUUGCAAGUUAAUUCUCUUAAGCAAACGUUUAAUUGUAGAAACAGUGGUUCAUAAGAACCAUCCAACAUUCCUUCUGAGUCCAAGUACCUGGAAGAGUAUUGACAAUGUUAUGAUUAAUGAUUCUAUGAGUGCUAUCAGAUGAUAAAAAGUUCAGCCCCCAAAAAACAGAGCAGGUCUUACUUAAGUCCCUGAAGUUGGAUCUGGUGGGCACCCCAUCAGCUGCCUCCACCUUGCUCUAAAAUGUAAAUUCCCUAUCACCCUGUUCAAACUGGAAAGACUUCUCAGUUGCUCACAGCCUCUAUCUUCAGGCUGCUUUUGUUUUGCUUUAUUUUAAAAAGCUUCUGCAGCAGCACCAAGUGGACCAAAUCAAAAAAACAUGAGAGGUGACACAGAGGAGGGACUCCUCUGUAGAGUUACACAACCCCAGUGAUGUGAGUCAUAGAAUCAUAGAGUCAACCAGGUUGGAAGAGACCUCCAAGAUCAUCCAAUCCAACCUAUCCCCCAUCCCUAGCCAUCCAGUCCAACCUAUCCAACCAAGAUCAUCCAGUCCAGCCCUAUCCAGUCAACCAGACCAUGGCAUUAAGUGCCCCAGCCAGGAUUUGCUUCAACACCUCCAAGGACAGUGACUCCACCACCUCCCUGGGCAGCCCAUUCCAAUGCCAAUCACUCUCUCUGCCAACAACUUCCUCCUAACAUCCAGCCUAGACCUCCCCCGGCACAACUCGAGACUGUGUCCCCUUGUUCUGUUGCUGGCUGCCUGGCAGAAGAGACCAACCUCACCUGGCUACAGCCUCCCUACAGGUGGUUGUAGCCAUCAGUGAGGUCUGCCCUGAGCCUCCUCUUCUGCAGGCUGCACACCCCCAACUCUCUCAGCCUCUCCUCAUAGGGCUUGGUAGAGGGCCAGAAGCUGGUGGAGAGGCUGAGAGGAGCCUCCUGUUUCAGGAAAUAACUAAUGCUUUGUACCUGCUCCAUCUUUGAGAACACCUGCAGCUGCUGGCACUGGACAAUAAUGAACCUGGUUAUUAUGUGGUCUCAAGUUCUCAUUUUCCAGUAAUCCAGUAAUGCUGCUGGCAUAAAAUUAAAAUCCCCUUCAUAUAGGAUAUGGGUGCCUGGGUCAUGUCAAGGACACGAUGGUUCUUUGGCUUUAAAAUGAAGCAUCACAACAGUGACAAUGAGAUACUGAGUAAAUUCUGUAAUAAAAAAAGAAAGUCAUUAAAAAGAGCUCUUAGACCAACAGCACAAUCAGGCAUCAGUGGUUAAUUUGGCUGUGCUGGCAGAAAUGUGAUCUGGGCUACUGAACAACUUCUUGACAUAAUGGAAUGGGAAAAUAAAUACUGAUGGUAAUGACUUCUAA
Molecule: messenger RNA, 7283 nt
Organism: Pogoniulus pusillus (Red-fronted tinkerbird)
Lineage: Eukaryota; Metazoa; Chordata; Aves; Piciformes; Lybiidae
Gene: ILDR2
Product: immunoglobulin like domain containing receptor 2
Exons: 10
Coding region: 235-2169 (644 amino acids)
Biological process (GO): pancreas development
Cellular component (GO): membrane
Source: RefSeq, a predicted model, not a curated record